Molecule: messenger RNA, 2023 nt
Organism: Odobenus rosmarus divergens (Pacific walrus)
Lineage: Eukaryota; Metazoa; Chordata; Mammalia; Carnivora; Odobenidae
Gene: PDGFB
Product: platelet-derived growth factor beta polypeptide
Exons: 7
Coding region: 1085-1810 (241 amino acids)
Biological process (GO): platelet-derived growth factor receptor signaling pathway; positive regulation of MAP kinase activity; positive regulation of phosphatidylinositol 3-kinase/protein kinase B signal transduction
Cellular component (GO): membrane
Molecular function (GO): growth factor activity; platelet-derived growth factor receptor binding
Source: RefSeq, a predicted model, not a curated record
GAGGAAAGGCAGUCUCCACCCACCUCUAGCGCUCUCCCUUCUCCUUUAUAAAGGCCGGAACAGCUGAAAGGGUGGCAACUUCUCCUCCUGCCGCCGGGAGCAGCCCGCCUGCCUCCCCGCGCGCCCGCAGCCUCCCCCGCUGCCUCCCUGAGGGCUCUCCUCUGGCCGCCAGCGCCCAUCUUUCAUUCCCGAGACUGAGAUAUUUUGCGCGCACACACAUACACACACGCGCAAAAAGGGGGGAAAAAAAAAAAGGCCCACCCUCCAGCCUCGUUGCAAAGAGAAGCCGGAGCAGCCGCAGCUCACAGCCCGCAGAGGAAGCCCAGAGCGGCGAGCGCGACGACAGACGGACCGACGGACUCGCGCCGCGUCCACCUGUCUGCCGCGCCCGGCACUGCGCGCAGCGGGUACGCCGCGAGCGCGGAGCAGCCGUGCCCGCCGCCCGGGCCCCGCGCCAAGCCGCACACGCUCCGGCCCCCCCCACCCGGCCCGGGCGGGAGUUUGCACCUCUCCCUGCCCGGGUACUCGGGCCGCCGCUGCAAAGCCAACUUUGGAAAAAGUUUUUUGGGGGAGACUUUGGCCUUGAGGUGCUCAGCUCUGCACUUUCCGACUUCGGGGGGCUUUCCAGAAAAUGUUGCAAAAAAGCUAAGCCGGCGGGCAGAGGAAAACGCCUAUAGUCGGCGAGUGAAGACGAGCCAUCGACUGCCGUGUUCUUUUUCCUCUUGGAGGUUGGAGUCCCCUGGGCGCCCCCACACGGCUAGACGCCUCGGCUGGUUCGCGACGCAGACCCCUGGCCGUGGAUGCUCACUCGGGCUCGGGAUCCGCCCAGGUAGCGGCCUCGGACCCUGGUCCUGCGCCCAGGCCCUCCCCAGCCCCUCAACGACGGAGCCGGGGCCGGGGGCGGCGGCGCCCGGGGGCCAUGCGGGUGAGCCGCGGCGGCGGCUGCAGCGGCCUGAGCGCCUGAUCGCCGCAGACCCGAGUCGAGCCCACCUCCCUCCCCAGCCCCCGCCCCCCACCCUGGCCGCGGGGGCGGCGCGCUCGGUCCACGCGUCCGGGGCCCCGCGGGGCCGGGCCCGGAGUCGGCAUGAAUCGCUGCUGGGCGCUCUUCCUGUCUCUCUGCUGCUACCUGCGUCUGGUCAGCGCCGAGGGGGACCCCAUUCCCGAGGAGCUCUACGAGAUGCUGAGUGACCACUCGAUCCGCUCCUUUGAUGACCUCCAGCGCCUGCUGCACGGAGCCUCCGUAGAUGAAGACGGGGCCGAGUUGGACCUGAAUUUGACCCGAUCCCAUUCUGGAGGCGAGCUGGAGAGCUUAUCCCGAGGGAGAAGGAGCCUAGGUUCGCCGACGGUCGCCGAGCCGGCCAUGAUCGCCGAGUGCAAGACGCGCACUGAGGUGUUCGAGAUCUCGCGGCGCCUCAUCGACCACACCAACGCCAACUUCCUGGUGUGGCCGCCGUGCGUGGAGGUGCAGCGCUGCUCCGGCUGCUGUAACAACCGCAACGUGCAGUGCCGCCCCACCCGGGUGCAGCUGCGGCCUGUCCAGGUGAGAAAAAUCGAGAUUGUACGGAAGAAGCCAACCUUUAAGAAGGCCACGGUGACCCUGGAGGACCACCUGGCGUGCAAGUGUGAGACAGUGGUGGCUACUCGACCCGUGACCCGAAGCCCAGGGAGUAGCCAAGAGCAGCGAGCCAGGACACCCCAAACUCGGGUGACCAUUCGGACAGUGCGAGUCCGCCGGCCCCCCAAGGGGAAGCACCGGAAGUUCAAGCACACGCAUGACAAGAAGGCACUGAAGGAGACCCUCGGAGCCUAGGGGCAUCUGCAGGAGAGUGUGGGCAGGGUUAUUUAAUAUGGUAUUUGCUGUAUCGCCCCCAUGGGGUCCUUGGAGUGAUAAUAUUGUUCCCCUCGUCCGUCUGUCUCGAUGCCUGAUUCGGACGGCCAAUGGUGCUUACCCCUUCCGCGCGUCCGUCCACCCACCAGCGGGUCCCCUCAUUGGCCUCCAGCACCUUGCCCGGAAGCUCGAGAA